This is a messenger RNA of Botrytis cinerea B05.10, 2070 nucleotides long. RefSeq names its product Bctem1 (gene Bctem1). The transcript has 3 exons. Bases 466 to 1404 code for a protein of 312 amino acids. Gene Ontology annotation, cellular component: spindle pole body. The record is from RefSeq and is a predicted model, not a curated record. Gene Ontology annotation, biological process: regulation of exit from mitosis. Gene Ontology annotation, molecular function: GTP binding; GTPase activity. Lineage: Eukaryota; Fungi; Ascomycota; Leotiomycetes; Helotiales; Sclerotiniaceae.
GUCUUCUUGCCUUGUACCAGGCUUACAAGAAACCCCCUGGAUAUUUCUCAUCAGGAAUAACUUCAAUCGUCCAAUCCGAAAUACAAUUCAAAUCUCUCCGUGAAUCUUCCUCUUGGCCAUCCAUAUCCUGACUUUCAUCGUGGUGGUUUUCUUCCACGGCGGUUAUAGAUUCAUCAGCAAUUUUUGAUACCAAAAUAACUCACACACUACACUACAACUACACUACACUACACUACACUACAUUACAUUACAUUACACUACACUACAAUCAGCCGUGAAUGAUCUACCAUUAACAUCCCAGUGUUGAUCUCCUUCUUCCAGCCGCCAAUUCGAGAUCUCACCCUUAUAAAGAUUCAUAGGUAACCUUACACAUUCAUCUCUAUAAUUACCCAUAAAUCAGUCAACCUGGAUCCUACCGCUUUACCAGUGAGCUCUCCUGCUCAAUUUCACGACGCAGUAGAUUCGAUGGACGCCGAAAUCGCAUACGAUAAUCAGGGAGUCGACCCACCCCAAGACGAUGCUAUGGGCGGAAUGGAGGAGAGAGCACAUACGCCAACGCAUAACAGUCGACACUCUGCGUCUGCAUCUGCAGAUUUCCAAACCCCAUCACAAUAUCCACAAGAAUAUCCCGCGUCACCUCCACAAGAAGAACCUACAAAUGGUCGAUAUGCUACCCCUCCCACAACUUUUCCCGCGUCACUUUCGCGCCCGGCUUCAGGGCUGUCAGGUCACGGCAACUAUGGCAACGCAUACCAAGAACAAAAUUCACGGAGUUCAGGUGCGAGUACAGAUCAGCAACAGCAGCAACAACGGGGCUCGAAGAAUAGUGUCGUCAUCAAGGUCGGCAUGGUAGGGGAUGCUCAAAUUGGCAAAACCUCCUUAAUGGUCAAAUAUGUAGAAGGUAGUUGGGAUGAAGAUUACAUUCAGACAUUGGGUGUUAACUUCAUGGAGAAAACUAUAUCGAUACGCAAUACCGAGAUUACAUUUUCAAUAUGGGAUUUGGGAGGACAGAGAGAGUUCGUGAAUAUGCUACCGCUUGUUUGCAACGAUGCAGUGGCUAUAUUAUUCAUGUUUGAUUUGACGCGAAAGAGUACUUUGAAUAGCAUUAAGGAGUGGUAUAGGCAGGGGAGAGGUUUCAACAAGACGGCGAUUCCGUUCCUGGUCGGCACAAAAUACGAUCAUUUUGUGAACUUUCCAAGAGAGGACCAAGAGGAAAUCUCAAAUCAGGCUCGAAGAUUCGCAAAAGCUAUGCGCGCAAGUCUGAUUUUUAGUAGUACAAGCCAUAGCAUCAACGUUCAAAAGAUUUUCAAGAUUGUUCUCUCAAAAGCCUUCGACCUCAAAUGCACAAUUCCCGAAAUCGAAAAUGUUGGCGAACCUCUUCUCCUUUACCAAUCCGUCGGUUAAAUUACUGUCAUACAUAAUCUUACGAUUUGAAUCGAAUACCUUAUUUCUUUACGCCCCCGACAGUCUCUCCAUCAACCUCAAUCCUCGAGUUCGCGACCAUCACUCAUUUUCCUUCUACAUUGUGUAAACUUCACCUAAAAACUACUCACUACCCACUACCAACAACUCCCACACUUCCAAUCGAAAUGCACAAUGCAAAGGAGAAAAUACGAAACCUUCAACACAGGGAAGUCGAAGAAAUCUUCACACACCACAUCAUACCAGAUCAUUCUCGAAAUCUGGCAAUUUUUCACAUCUCAAACAAGGGGCAUUCAGGCAAGGCGCGCGGGGAAAUUGGAAGGAAAGGGGAAGAAAUUCUUGUAAUUUUAUCUCUCCUACUUUCUAUCAAGUCCAUACUUGUCUUAUCUUGAUCUGGCACUGCAUUCACUGCAUUGCCAGUCAUCUUCAUCAAAGAAGUAGAAGCAUAGUAUUCAUCGGUUUCAUAAACACAGACACAGACGGGCAGGCAUGCAGGCAGGAAGGGAGGCAAGAUAUCAAAUUUUUAAAUGUAAUAAGAAAAUCUUCGUGUUCAUGUUAAAAUGAAUCCAUCCAUACAGUUAGUAGCAAGUGAAGCAAGCAAUGCCUUGCAAAAUAUGUCUUUGGCGAGUGUUUUUGAGGUGACGGUCA